AUGGAUCAGUCAUCCAUACGCUUUCCUACCACUGAUAUUUAUCAGUACGACUCGUCCAGUUCCACUUCUUCCACCUCUUCCGCGCCUUCCGAUGAGUCACAUAUCGUCAUGCCGCGCGCUCGACGAGUUCGUGGACAAAAUUCCAACCCAUCAUCUCCCACACCAUCGUCUGUCAAAUCCAGGAACCAUCCGAGUCCUCGCACACACCAAGCGGGCAAAAAGGGUGGUCAACCGCCAGAGCUUAGUGAUGCAUCGGAUGCUGACACGGCGCGGUUGACGCAGGCACCAUUUGACAACGCUGGGAGUGUAAAGCCCAACCCCUUUAGGGCACAGGCUCGUCAAUUUUCCUCGGAAAUGCGCUCCAGCUCCCUUCCCCAUUUUGACUCACACGGCAAAUCUCAGUCCGGAACUCUGAACUUAUCGCCGCAGACGCGAUCCAUUCGAAAUAAGUCUGGCCAGCCUAUCAAGCCAUCACUCAAGCACGCCAAGCUCCCCAGCCUAUCAAUUCCAAUGAAGGGGGGCGGGGUUGUGCAGAGCGAACCUACGACGCCUACCCUUUCGAAGGCAGUACAUUUCGACGCGAAGCUUGAGCAUGUCAAAUUGUUUCUCUCGAAGCAAAAGCCUCUAGCAGUAUCGCGAGAUCGUGAUCCAGCUACCGAUACCAGCGGUACCGAGAGCGAUUUCCCCUCGUUCGCUCGUGGUUUACAGGAUGACUUCUCCGAGAAACAAAUCGAGCUCCAGGUUGUCAACAUGCCGCCCAUCCCGCCAAAAUAUGUGGACGUGAUCAUGCAAGCACUCACUUUAUCCCAAAUCGACAAGACUAUCGUCGGAAGAGUCCGUGUGCGCAACAUCGCGUACGAAAAAUGGGUUGCUGCCCGGUUUACCCUGGAUUUGUGGCAGACGACGAGCGAAGUUACCGCUCACUAUGUGGAAUCUGUGGACGGUGGCACGUUUGACAUCUUCACGUUCACCAUAAGGUUGCAUGAUAUGUGGUCGCGUAUCGAGGAGAAGACUAUGUUUAUUGCCUUGCGGUAUACUACCGCAGGCAGGCAGUUCUGGGACAACAACCACGGUGCGAACUACAUGCUCAAGUUCGUUGGGAAGCCUGUGGCGCGGAAGGCACCUGCUGCGACAGAGUUUCUCGUGGAGGGUUCGGGUUCCAAAGCCGAGUCGGCGAAAGUGGAUAGAGGUCAUUCCCAGGCGUCUCCUUCACUGCGUUCUUCCUCGACAUUGACGCCAGAAACGCCUUUGUCAGCGAGGUAUAAUUUAGGCUCUGCGCUCAAGGUACCUCAAAGUGGUGCCCCUCCUCCCCUGUCUUCUCCUGGUGUACGGACCCCCACGUACCCUACAGAGCUCUCCAGUGGUUGGUCGAAGCAUACUCCUUAUCGCGUUGACAAGAUACCACCACGCCAUACUCGAUCCGUUACUAUAGGGUCAUCUAGGGAUUUGGAGAAGCGGGAGCAGGCGCACAUUGUGCGGUCGGAUUCUCUAGACCUCGAUUCCCCACUUUCAAUACAUCAGUCACUCGCCGCACGCGAGCGCAACCACCGUCGUGGCUAUUUCGACAGAUCAAUGGGUGGCUCGCCGCGUAAAACCCCUUCAGGUCCUGCUCUUCUUAGUCCGGUUGAAGAGCGGUCCCCUGCUCGCAGCAGUGACCCUAUGCAAGGACAACCUUCCCUCUUUAGCAGAUUUGCUGCUCAAAAUAUGGCUCGGAUGAACAGCACGAGUUCUACUGCGAGUGCAGCGUCCGACUCAAGCUCCCUAAAUACUCCACUUACGUCUCCGGGACCCAGCACACCCACUGCUUCUGACGACAAGCCAUCUCUUAAUGACAGCUAUGGCCAAUUUCUUAACCAAUUCUGCUUCUUCACUGGCCCUGGCUCACUGAGAGACCAUUCGCCUAGUUCAAUCGCCCGUUCACAAUCUGUUUCCAAUAUAGAAGCGUUCUUGUGCUCAUCUCCUCACGAUUUUUCUUCUCCCUUGCGCGAUCCUGCUUUCAACGGACCCCGCUCUUGUAGCUUGGAUAACGUCACUACUUGUAGCAGUGGUUCGACUACCCCACGCGGGAAUCCAAUGCUUGAUCGCCCCACACCAGUGAUCCACUGUGAGUGUCUGCUCCGAGUUGUCGGCUAG
Messenger RNA from Suillus clintonianus, 2133 nucleotides. Its product is annotated as putative phosphatase regulatory subunit-domain-containing protein. Gene Ontology annotation, biological process: regulation of glycogen biosynthetic process. Gene Ontology annotation, molecular function: glycogen binding; protein phosphatase 1 binding. NCBI's taxonomy places the organism in Eukaryota, Fungi, Basidiomycota, Agaricomycetes, Boletales, Suillaceae. Bases 1 to 2133 code for a protein of 710 amino acids. The transcript is spliced from 2 exons. The record is from RefSeq and is a predicted model, not a curated record. Gene Ontology annotation, cellular component: protein phosphatase type 1 complex.